Messenger RNA from Acyrthosiphon pisum (pea aphid), 349 nucleotides. RefSeq names its product cytochrome P450 4d1-like. The transcript is spliced from 2 exons. The record is from RefSeq and is a predicted model, not a curated record. The coding region runs from base 62 to 349 and encodes 95 amino acids. Lineage: Eukaryota; Metazoa; Arthropoda; Insecta; Hemiptera; Aphididae. Gene Ontology annotation, molecular function: heme binding; iron ion binding; monooxygenase activity.
UGUUUUUAUAAUAGAAUCGAAUUGCCGUUUAAUACAGGUGGAUUUAAAUUUCAAAUUGACAAUGAUUGAAAUAAUUGCUUACAUAAUUGGUAUUGUUCUUGUGAUGGUGUGGUGUUACUUCAAAUGGCAAAACAGGCGCUUUGAAAAAUUGGCUGCUAUAAUGCCGGGGCCUCCAGCGUACCCGAUCAUAGGAAUAGGAUAUACAUUUUUUGGCUCAUCAGAACACGUAAUGAGCAAAAUAAUUGAUUUGGUGAAAGAAUAUAAUCUAUCGCCAAUUAAACUAUGGUUAGGACCAUAUUUUGCAGUUUCCAUUUCUAAACCAGAAGACUUACAAGUAAUAACUUUUUAA